Messenger RNA from Loa loa (African eye worm), 2182 nucleotides. RefSeq lists its product as hypothetical. Gene Ontology annotation, cellular component: cytoplasm. The transcript has 15 exons. Gene Ontology annotation, molecular function: hydrolase activity, hydrolyzing O-glycosyl compounds; 1,4-alpha-glucan branching enzyme activity; cation binding. The coding region runs from base 1 to 1881 and encodes 626 amino acids. NCBI's taxonomy places the organism in Eukaryota, Metazoa, Nematoda, Chromadorea, Rhabditida, Onchocercidae. The record is from RefSeq and is a predicted model, not a curated record. Gene Ontology annotation, biological process: glycogen biosynthetic process.
AUGAGUGGCAACGGUAGCAGACCUCCUCGACUUGACAAUUUGCUGAAGUUGGAUGGAUAUCUGUGGAAUUAUCAGAAUGAAAUUUGUCGUCGAUAUGGAGUAUUCCUUGACUACUCGAAGAAAAUUGAAGAGUGUGGGGGGUGGGAAACAUUCACAACAGCUUAUCGAGAAUAUGGUGUUGUGGUGAUGAAGGAUAAUUCAGUUCGUUGUCUGGAAUGGGCACCGGGAGCAGAAGCCUUGUCGUUGGUGGGAGAUUUUAACGAUUGGAACACUGAAUCCCAUCCAUACAAGAGACUGGAGUAUGGCAAAUGGGAAUUAAUUAUUCCAGCUGAUAAAGAUGGUAAUUGCCCCAUUAAGCAUGGAUCGAUAAUCAAGGUUGCAGUAAGGAAAAAUAACAUAUUUCGUUUUAAACUAUCGCCUUGGGCUCACUAUGUUACACGGCCAAAAGAAGCAACAGUUUACCAUAUGCCUUUUUAUAAUCCGUCAGAAUCGGAACGUUAUGAUUUCAAACAUGCAAGGCCAUCAAAACCAGAAUCGUUACGGAUUUACGAAGCACAUGUUGGAAUAUCUAGUUGGGAAGGCAAAGUCAAUACCUACAAGAAUUUCGCGAAUGAUGUUAUUCCAAGAAUUAAAAACAAGGUCACUAGUUUCUUUGCGGCAUCAAGUCGUUGCGGGACACCGGAAGACUUGAAAUAUCUUGUUGAUAAAGCACACGAAGCGGGUAUCCUUAUCUUGCUUGAUGUGGUACACUCGCAUGCUUCAAAGAAUGUGGAUGAUGGAUUGAAUGAGUGGGAUGGUACUCAAAAUAAAUACGGCUUUGAUGGAUUCCGAUUUGAUGGCGUAACAUCGAUGCUAUACCAUUCUCAUGGAAUUGCCGACGCAUUAGAUGGUGGUUAUGACAUGUAUUUCGGUCUGAAUGUUGAUACCGACUCACUUGUUUAUUUGAUGCUUGCAAAUUCGUUUCUGCAUCGCAGAUUCCCCCAUAUCGUGACGAUUGCUGAAGAAGUAAGUGGCAUGCCAGCAUUAUGUCGACCAGUCGAAGAAGGUGGACAAGGUUUCGAUUAUCGCUUAGCAAUGGCAGCACCGGAUUUGUGGAUUAAAUUUCUCAAACAUUUCUCAGAUGAAGACUGGGAUAUUUCUAAUUUGGUAUUUACACUGGAAAAUAGAAGAUACGCUGAGAAGCAUAUUGCAUAUGCAGAAUCACACGAUCAAGCCCUUGUUGGUGAUAAGACGAUAGCGUUCUGGUUGAUGGAUAAAGAAAUGUACGAUUUCAUGUCUGAAACAACACCGUUAACCCCAAUAAUUGAGCGUGGUAUAGCAUUGCAUAAAAUGAUUCGUCUUAUCACAUAUGGAUUAGGUGGCGAAGCAUGGUUGAAUUUUAUUGGUAACGAAUUUGGUCACCCAGAAUGGCUUGAUUUUCCACGUGUGGGUAACAACGAAUCAUUUCAUUAUUGCCGAAGACAGUGGAAUUUAGUAGAUAAUGAGCUUCUUCGAUACAAAUAUUUAAAUAAUUUUGAUCGUGCCAUGAAUGAAUUGGAAGAGAAGCAUCUUUUCUUAUCACGCGGGCCGGCAUACACUUCGUGGAAACAUCAGGAUGAUAAAGUGAUAGCAUUCGAACGUGCUGGUCUUCUCUUUAUUUUCAAUUUUCAUCCGCACAAGAGUUACUCGGAUUAUAAAAUUGGUAUCGAAGUAGCGGGGGAGUAUGUACUGGCAUUAAAUAGUGAUGACUCCGAAUUUGGUGGUUUUAAUCGAUUGGACAAAAAUCAGCAUUACUUUACUUUCCCGGAAGGUUAUGCAAAUCGACGGAAUCAUCUUUGUGUAUAUAUUCCUUGCCGUGUUGCUAUUGUCUUGGAAAAAAUAAGCGAAAAGUCUGCUUCCUGAUUCUUUUUCAUUUUUUCUUGAGAUAAAAAUAGUUAUAGCGCAAGAAAACGUGAAAUUUAUAUGUGUAUAAUAUACAUAUGCUUUUACUAUUUCUCUUUUUCCCCUUGAUUAUAACUUUUAUUUUCUUUAAGGUCUUCCUUUCCUAGUUUUAUUUUCUAUAAAUUGGACUGUACUUAUGCUAAAUGUUGAAGAUUGUUAACUUCAGUUUUCGUUAAUAAUUUGUUAGUGCAUCUAUUAAGAUAUUUUAUUCGUCUUCCUGUAACUUACUGCUUCAGCUUAGGAGGAGAUCGAUAACUAGAAG